GUACCAUAAAACCGCCGCGCACGAAUCUAAGACCACCCGCCAUAGCUCAUCUACUGACAACCCACCUCAUCUCAAUCUCCGACACAAACCUCCUACUGUCUCUUUCUAACUCACCUCAGCUUCUCAGUUUCGGUCCCAAACACUCUUCCCACAAUCAUGGAACUCAAUCUCUAACCAGAUUCAAGAUCCAAUUUGUUUUUUUUACCAGGGUUUUAUCAGGGUUUAAAGCUUCAAUCUUUUUACCCAAUUCAAUUCCAUUUUUUCUGACAACGUAGCUCUAGAGCCACAUGGCUUACUGGCGAGGCCUCUCGUCUAGAGCCACCAUCGUAGCUCGGCGAAAGCAGCACCAUCCCUUUAUCUAUCACCUACACGACAACGACGUCGUUUCGGAGCCCUCUCCUUCCCCGAACACCAAUCAUUUCCUGACCCAAAAGCGCUUCUUUGGAAGCACUUUGGAUUAUAAAGUUUCGGGCUUUGGGGGGUUUGGUCGGAAUCAGAGGGUUUCUAAUGCUUUGCUUUUGUCGGCGGCGGGAUUUGGGUUUGGUCGGAAUAUGUCAACGGCGAGUGGGGGAGGGUUUGGUGAUGUCCCGGAGCUUCUGUCGGAAGCUGUUACCAAACAGCUGCCGGCGGUGAAUGAGGUGGCGAUUGCGGCGGCUGAUUCUUACUUGCCGGUGAAGGGCUUGCAGUACUUGAUUGAUUAUGUUCACACUACAUCUGGGUUGAACUGGUGGGCUGCCAUAGUGGUAACAACUCUUUUGAUUCGGAGCUGCACGGUUCCUCUCCUAGUGAACCAACUUAAAGCAACCGCAAAACUCACUCUCAUGAGGCCACGCCUUGAGGAACUUAAGGAAGAGAUGGAAAGCAAGGGUAUGGAUCUUGAAGCUAAGCUUGAAUAUCAAAAGAAAAUUAAGAUGCUGUUCAAGGAAUAUGGCUGUAGUCCUUUAACUCCACUGAAGGGACUCUUUAUACAAGCUCCUGUGUUCAUCAGCUUUUUCCUAGCAAUAUCGAAUAUGGCAGAGAAAGUGCCAUCGUUUAAAGAUGGCGGUGCCUAUUGGUUUGUGGAUCUGACAACUCCUGAUCCUAUGUACAUAUUUCCAAUUUUGGCAGGAUUGACAUUCUUAAUAACUGUGGAGUGCAAUCUGCAAGAAGGUAUGGAGGGAAAUCCUGUUGCUAAAACCAUGAAGAAUGUUUCAAGAGGCAUGGCAGUUCUUACAGUUCCAUUUACUAUGAGUUUCCCAAAGGCUGUAUUUUGUUACUGGGUUACAUCCAACUUGUUUUCGCUUGGAUAUGGAUUUGUGGUGAAAAAUCCUUUCGUGAAGAAGACACUGGGUCUUCCCAACAUGCCUCCUCCUGCUCCUCAACCGCAAGGAUCACAACAAUCGGCAUUCUCAUUGUUUUCACAAAUGAAACAGCUGGCUGCAACCCCAGAGUCCGCCUCAUCAACCGUUCAACCAGCAAAGAUUCAAGACCGGAGAACAUCGUCGACAUCAGAUCUCAGUCAAAGGAUUAAAAGUUUAGAGAAAAAAGUAAAGGGAAAAAAGAGAAACAAGAAGAGGUAGAGAAUUUGCUAGUUUCACAGAGUAAAACCAGUAGCAUGACCAUUGAUGAGGAGGUUUCAUUGCUAUAAAUUUUUGAUAUAUUAUUCUUUACAUUGAUGACUCGAUUCUUAACUUACUGAGAGGUACUUUUGGGGCAUAGGAUGGUUUUAAUAAACAGUAUGAAAGGUACCAGUACCUGAACUUUUUGCUUGAAAAAGGUUGAGAAUUUU
Molecule: messenger RNA, 1768 nt
Organism: Fragaria vesca subsp. vesca
Lineage: Eukaryota; Viridiplantae; Streptophyta; Magnoliopsida; Rosales; Rosaceae
Product: mitochondrial inner membrane protein OXA1-like
Exons: 9
Coding region: 288-1559 (423 amino acids)
Biological process (GO): mitochondrial respiratory chain complex IV assembly; protein insertion into mitochondrial inner membrane from matrix
Cellular component (GO): mitochondrial inner membrane
Molecular function (GO): membrane insertase activity
Source: RefSeq, a predicted model, not a curated record